CCUGCACCGGUGUGUGCUGUGAUUCGGCUGAGAGGUUUAUGAAAUUGAACCCAUCAGUAUUUAAGAUGUUUAAAUCCAUUCACAGCGGAGUCUUUUCAUAGUGUUGAGCAAAUUAAGAUAGAGUGUUGAAUUUCAGUAUUCUCAUCAUCUUAAACAUGGAAAAGUGUUCAAACAUGUAGAAAAAAACUUAAAGUGGAACAACUGAGAUCUGUGUGACACAUAAUAUUAUAAACAUGGAGUUUAUUAAAGAAGAGAAUGAAGAAAUAAGAAUUCCAGAUCCAUGCGGAGUGAAAGAUGAAGAUACUGAGGAGAAAAUAGACCUGAUGCCGCUGAAAGACGAAAGUCAAGAACUGAAUGAGGUGGACGAGAAACAGCAUGAUUUCACCAGUGGAGAAAAAUCAGCCAAGACUGAAAAUAAUUCCUCCGAAAAAAGAACUACAAAAACAAGAUCAAAAAGUACUUGCUAUCAAUGUGGAAAGACUUUUUCACGUGAAGGACACCUUCGUAGCCACAUGAGAAUUCAUACCGGCGAGAACCCGUUUACCUGCCAACAGUGCGGAAAAUGUUUUAAUCAAAAAGGAAACCUUACAAGCCACAUGCGAAUUCACACCGGCGAGAGUCCUUUCACCUGCCAACAGUGUGGAAAAAGCUUCAGUCAAAAAGGAAACCUUAAAAGCCACAUGAGAACUCACACCGGCGAGAGCCCUUUCACCUGCAAAACGUGUGGAAAGAGCUUCUCGCUGAAAGGAAACCUUAAUCACCACAUGAGAAUUCAUUCGGGAGAGAAGCCUUUUGUGUGCCCUCAGUGUGGAAAACGUUUCACACAGAAGCAAUCUCUUAAUUGCCACGUGAGAAUUCACACUAGAGAGAACUGUUUUAUAUGCCAUCAGUGCGGAAUGAGUUUCACAGACAUGGAGCACCUGAACAGACACGUCACAACUCACGCUGGAGAAAAGCCUUUCAAAUGCCAGCAGUGUGGAAGGAGGUUCAGAUUAAAUAAAAACCUCAAGAAUCACAUGAAAAUUCACACUGGAGAAAAGCCCUACACAUGCAAUCACUGUGGAAAGAGUUACGCACAAAAAGGAAACCUUGAGGUUCACGUACGACUUCACACUGGAGAGCGGCCGUUCGUUUGCCCUCAGUGUGGGAAGUGUUUCACGCAUAAAGGAAAUCUUAAGAGUCACAUAAGGCUUCACACUGGAGAGACGCCUUACACGUGUCUUCAGUGCGGAAAGGGUUUCACUUAUCAGAGAGACCUGAAGAGUCAUUUACAGAUUCAUUCUGGAGACGUGCUGCAGUGUUCGGAGUGUGGCAAGACGUUUGCAGAGAAGAUCAACUUCUUAAAUCAUCUGCGCAUUCACCCUGGAGAAAGGCUGUUUAACUGCGUUUACUGUAGUAAAAAGUUUCUUUAUCAGUCUCACUUGGAGAUACACAUGAAGAGUCACACCGACGAGAGGACUUAUUUGUGUACUUUGUGCGGAAAGAGUUUUAAGUGGCUCGGCAAUUUGAAAUCGCACCAGAAAAUGCACGCUGGUCUGAAUACCUGUGCCAGAGCGAGCUACUUGAAACAGCAGCAACAAAUGCACACUGGAGAAAAAACAGACAAGGACUCAUAUAGCACAAAGCCUUUCACGUCCUCAGAAACUUUAAAAACACAAGGGGUGCGUCCUGGAGAGAAGCCACACACCUGCGCUUCAUGUGGGAUGAAUUUCAGCACAUCAAUUUAUCUGUUGGCUCAUGAGAAAAGGCACUGUCUGAAAUAGCCAUUAAGAGCAAAAGCAAUCUUGAGGAGAAUAGUCUGAUUCUAUUCCAAAAGACACAGAAAUAAUUUGAUGCAAGUUCUACAUUUGAAGAGGUCAAAAUAUGACUUUAAUAAACGUUUUCUUGC
This is a messenger RNA of Labeo rohita (rohu), 1888 nucleotides long. RefSeq lists its product as uncharacterized. NCBI's taxonomy places the organism in Eukaryota, Metazoa, Chordata, Actinopteri, Cypriniformes, Cyprinidae. The transcript is spliced from 3 exons. Gene Ontology annotation, biological process: negative regulation of transcription by RNA polymerase II. Bases 234 to 1763 code for a protein of 509 amino acids. Gene Ontology annotation, molecular function: DNA-binding transcription repressor activity, RNA polymerase II-specific. The record is from RefSeq and is a predicted model, not a curated record.